AAAUCUGUGGCAGCGUGGACGUCCGCAACUCGCCCACCAAUCUGGACCGGCUGAAGGAUUGCGUCGUGGUCGAGGGUUUCGUGCACAUCCUCCUGAUCGACAAGUACACGGAGGCAAGCUUCGAGAACUAUUCCUUCCCGCUGCUGACGGAAAUCACCGAGUAUCUGCUUCUGUUUCGGGUCAACGGGCUGAAAACGCUGCGCAAGCUGUUCCCCAAUCUGGCCGUGAUCCGGGGCAGUUCGCUGGUCAGUGACUACGCCAUCGUGAUCUACGAGCUGAUGCACAUCGAG
Molecule: messenger RNA, 290 nt
Organism: Topomyia yanbarensis
Lineage: Eukaryota; Metazoa; Arthropoda; Insecta; Diptera; Culicidae
Product: insulin-like receptor
Exons: 1
Source: RefSeq, a predicted model, not a curated record